Molecule: messenger RNA, 5480 nt
Organism: Plectropomus leopardus (leopard coralgrouper)
Lineage: Eukaryota; Metazoa; Chordata; Actinopteri; Perciformes; Serranidae
Gene: trpm4a
Product: transient receptor potential cation channel, subfamily M, member 4a
Biological process (GO): calcium ion transmembrane transport
Cellular component (GO): plasma membrane
Molecular function (GO): ligand-gated calcium channel activity; calcium-activated cation channel activity
Source: RefSeq, a predicted model, not a curated record
CGCAGGAUGAAGGAGCUGGAAAAGGAGAGGGACGGAGGAGGGGGGAAAGCUGGCAGUAAGAAAGAGAAGGAUCAGAGCUGGGUUCCCAAGAUCAUCAAGAAGCGAGUGUGCACCACUUUUGUUGAAGACUCUUUCAGUAAUGGAGCAUUGUGUCAGUGUGGUGGUGUGCGGGAUGUCCAUGACUCGGUGGCAACAGGAGACUUCUUUGGAGCAGCUAUUGUCACUCAGUGGGACAGUAGACAGCACUCCUCAGAGUGCCCUACUGAUGCCUUUGGAGAGCUGGAGUUUGCUGGUGCUGGGCACAGACACAGUCAUUUCCUGCGGCUGUCAUGUGACACACCACCUCAGAUCGUCUACACCCUAAUGACGGCUCACUGGGGCCUGCCCUCACCCAACCUGGUCGUGUCGGUGGUGGGGGGUGAAGGCCAUGAGAAGAUCAAACCAUGGGUGAGAGAUGCCCUGAGAAAUGGGCUGGUCAGGGCUGCUCAGAGCACAGGGGCCUGGAUCUUGACCAGGGGUCUGAGGGAAGGCAUAGCCCGCUGUGUGGGUGAAGCUGUGAGGGACCAUGGGGCCGCGGCUCCAGCUCUCUCCCAGAAGAAAGUGAUAGCUGUGGGGCUGGCCCCCUGGGGCCUGGUGCACAACAGGCAGCAGCUCGUCAAUGCCCAGGGGAGUUUUCCAGCUCGUUACUACGUCCAGAACACAUCACGUGACUCCUGCUGCCUGGACAUCAACUGCCAGGCUUUCCUCCUGGUGGAUGAUGGGAGUGUUGGCCGCUGUGGGGGAGAAACAGCUUUUCGUGCUAGUCUGGAGGACUACAUUUCCCAUCAGCGCACUGGCAUUUGGGGCAGUGGCAGUAUUGAAAUUCCUGUGUUGUGCAUGCUCAUCUCAGGAGACGCAGGUAUGCUGGAGAGAUUAGAUGCGUCUCUGAGGAAAGCUACACCCUGGCUGGUUCUUGCUGGUUCUGGUCCAGCUGCAGACCUUGUCAGUGAGUUGCUGGACAGUCUCCUCUCUGUCCCUCUCAGUCCCACCUCCUAUCCAGCAGAGGGAGAGGCUGCUGAGGCUUUCACCACAGAGCUCCGUGACAAAGUCCGGGAAAAAGUUCGGAGACACUUCCCUGCUGAAGCUGAACUGGAGAAACUGGUGGACAGUACUCUGAGUAUUUAUCAGAACAGAGAACUCAUCACUGUGUUCCAUGGAGAACAGGAGGGAUCUGAUGAUUUUGAUACAGUUCUCCUCAAAGCCCUUGUUAGAGCUAGUAAACAUGUGUCCAGUAAAGCCAGUGAGUACAUUGAGGAGCUGAAAUUGGCCGUGGCCUGGAACAGAGUGGACAUCGCCAAGUCGGAGCUCUUCAAUGGAGAUAUACAGUGGAAGUAUGAUGACCUCGAGAACUCCAUGACAGAUGCGCUGAUCAACGACAAGCCCCAGUUUGUGCGUCUCUUCUGUGAGAAUGGUCUGAAUAUCCUGGACUACCUGACGUACGGACGCUUGGAGAGCUUGUACCGCUCGCUGUCAGACAGCUCACUGGCAUACAUUCUGCUCCAGAGGCAUCUGAGCGAGAGGCAGGACCUGGCUGGAUCCCUACCUAACCUGGACAGAGCUGUGACAGGACCUCUGAAGAGUCCUCAGAGUGCACUGACUGGACCCGCCUCAGCUAUGGAGCUCAGCCUGUACGAGGUGUCCCGUCUGCUGUGGGACCUGUUAGGUGAUGUCUGUCAGCCUUUUUACUAUGGACCCCUGGGCCUGGACCCCAGCACCAACACCAGGAAGGCUCUCAAGCAAGUGAAUAAGAUGCUGCUGGGGGAGUGUAUGUACCGGGACCAGCGCUGCCUCUCACCCUGGGCAGCCCUCUUCAUCUGGGCUGUCCUGCAGAGCCGCACUGAAAUGGCUGUGUACUUCUGGGAGAUGGCUGGGGAGUCGGUGCUGAGUGCUCUGGGGGGCUGUAAGAUGCUGAGAGAGCUCUCUAAGCUUGAGAGUGAGACUGAGAGCAAGCUGGCCAUGAAGGAACUGGCACAGAAGUUUGAAGACCUGGCACAUGAUGUUUUUGGUGAGUGUUACCAGAACAGCGAAAGUCGCUCCUUCACUCUCCUUAUCAGGAAGUCUCCAGUGUGGGGCGGAGCUACAUGCCUGCAGAUGGCCACUGUAGCUGACUCCCGCCUGUUCUUCAGCCACGAUGGUGUUCAGUCUCUGCUGUCUCAGAUCUGGUGGGGUGACAUGAAGAGAAGUACUGAAGUCUGGAAACUGGUUCUUACCUUCUUCUUGCCCCCACUCAUCUACACAGACCUUAUCAGCUUCAGAGAACAAGAGGAAGAAGUUAAGUCUUUGGAGAUCCACCAUGGCAGAGACACUGAAAGUCUGGAUUGGAAUGAUGCCACCGUCUUCUCCCUUGCUGACAUUAUACAGAAUGAAGAAGAAGCUGAGGAGUUCAGGGCUCUAAAAGAAAACCCCAAAGACCCUAUGCCAUCCAACUCCAAGAGACCAUUUAUUGUAUCAAGGUGGAGACAGUUCUGGUUUGCCCCUGUCACCUCAUUCCUUGGCAAUGUGCUGAUGUACUUCCUGUUCCUCUGCCUGUUUGCCUAUGUCCUGUUGGUGGACUUCAUGCCCCCACCUCCUGACGGCCCUGCCACACUGGAGUUUGUGCUUUACUUCUGGGUUUUCACCUUAGUGUGUGAAGAAAUUAGACAGACGUUCUUUGUGGGCGGCACAUUUGUCCUUCAGAGGAUGAAGAAUUACAUACAGGAUGUGUGGAACAAGUGUGACCUCACAGCCAUCACUCUCUUUACUUUGGCUCUGUGCUGCAGAAUGGGUGCCGGGUCUUAUGAGUUUGGCCGAGCCUUGAUGGCCAUAGAUUUUAUGGUCUUUACACUACGCCUGAUCCAUAUCUUUGCCAUCCACAAACAACUUGGGCCCAAGAUCAUCAUUGUUGGCAAAAUGAUGAAGGACGUUUUCUUCUUCCUUUUUUUUCUGGCUGUCUGGCUUAUGGCUUAUGGAGUGGCCAAUCAGGCACUCCUCUACUCAUAUGAUCCCCGCCCGGAUUGGAUAUUCCGCCGAGUGUUCUACAGACCAUACCUGCACAUUUUUGGCCAAAUACCCAUUAACGAAAUGGAUGCUGAUAAAUUGGACAAGAUAAACUGUACAAACAACGCCACACGAAUUGAAGCAGGAGAGGAGCCGUGUCUGAGCACCUACGCUAACUGGCUGGUUGUUAUCCUCCUCGUCAUCUACCUGCUGUUCACCAAUAUAGUAUUGGUCAACCUACUCAUUGCUAUGUUCAGCUACACCUUCUCCAAAGUACAAGAGCGCAGUGACACCUACUGGAAGUUUCAGCGUUACAACCUGAUUGUGGAGUACCACUCACGGCCCUGCCUGGCACCACCCUUCAUCAUCAUCUCACACAUCCACCUUUUUGUCAAGAGAUACAUCCGCCAAAUUCCCUCAGUCAAAAGCAAACACUUUGUUCUUGAGUUGCGGGGCAGGAAGGCCAGCCACCUCAACACAUGGGAGGCAAUCCAGAAAGAAAACCUCCUCUCAGCUCAGAAUAAGCGUCAGCGGGGUACAGACACAGCACGACUUAAAUCUACGUCUGUCAAGGUGGACAGUGUCCUGAAGCAGAUGGCAGAGAUACGUGACCAUGACCGAAGGUUGAGGUUGCUCGAGACGGAGCUGGAGUACUGCUGCAGUGCCCUCUCCUGGAUGACGGACGCUAUGUCCCAGAGUGAUCUGAUAAAGGCCAGCCAUCCCCCGCCUGUCCUCAGAGAUCUGACUCCAUUGUCUCCGAGCUGACCCCCUGCACUCCAGGAACAUAUGGAGCCACAACAGUGACAAUGAGUUGUGGCAUUGAAAAAAAGAAAUUGAAAAGAAGACAUUGGUAUUGCAAACAGUUCCAAUGAAAAAGAAAACAGGCAAUAAAAACUUUUUUACUUUGUUUUAUAUACAUUUUUUUUUCAUGUUUCGCAUGUAACUGUUUUCCAGUGUUUUUUCUUUCAAGCUUCUUUUUCUCAGUUUUAACUUUCUGUCACCCUUUCCGCAUGGAGAACUGAGGAGAGGGCCGAGAACAGUAUAAUUAACAUAUUAUCUGCAGCCUAUGAAGAGAACUUCAUUCAUCCUGAUCCUUAGCAUGCUCCCAGCCGGCCAUCACCACAUAUGGUAAUGUCUUCUUUGAAUUUACCUGUAACUCUCAACUCUGUUUUGUUGAUUUUUGAUAUAGUACCAGGCAGGUUAAAGUUAACUUAAAACUGAGGUUAUGCUGCUCUGGCAGAGGUCCACUGGAACAUGCACUAACAUCUUGCUUUUGAAACAUUACCAUAUUGUUGCAGUUUGGCCUUUCAUGCAUGCGACAAUGGUAUUUUCAGGGCCAGAAAACGCUGGUUGAAACUGGGUCCCAGAGUGUAAUGUUUUGAAAACACCACCCCUUCUGUGUAAACUGGCAGCUGGCCUGGCAUGCAUACUACAGCGUUUUUGGUUGUUUUUGUGGAUCCGUGUGCACAAGGAUCCUUUCUACAAUGUUAUCAUAUGAAUGCUGAUUUUUAAAAAAAGACUUUUCCCUUUUUAGUAGGGCCACUUUCGUCUAAAUGUGGCCUAAGUUCUUUGACUGCAGGAAGCCUAUGGCUAAAGAUACUUAAUAUAGUUGCUGUUUGGGAGUUCCAGGUGAACUCAUACAAGACAUUACUGCAUGAGAGAUAUGCAGUGAUUCCCGACUUAGAGCAGCCUGUGGCUCCAGAAGAGAAAUGUUCUCUCCUUAAUAUGCAGAUUAUUUUCAAAUAAUUCUGUUUUUGCCCCUUCCUUCACACUCCUCCCCUGCACACCAAAUGGUGACGGAAAGAUGAAACCAAAGAAAAAUGAAAAAAAACACUGACCAUGUUUUAUUUUCAAUACCAAGACUUCUUCAUAAUACAAAAUACACAUAGACACACACACACACACACACACACACACAUACACACACACACACACACAUAGAGUUACUCAGGGCCAUUGUGUCAAAGAAUAGCAUGUUUGCUAUUCUGCUGAUCAUGUCAUAUGUUUGACUUUGCUGAUGUAUAGUGUUUAGGGAUUAUUUUAUUUGGUGAAAUAACAUGCUGAGAUAAAAGUAUAUGUUUUGUUUUAAAGUUGUGUCUGCAGGCAUUGCUCUCUGCUAUCAAGUGUUUUUAUUAUCCGACCACCUGGAAUUGCCAAAGUCUGUCAUUUCUAAAUUUUGUUUAAAGAGCCUUAAAGGUCUGAGCUUUGAACUCCAGAUGUGGCCACAGAGUGCCUUGUUAAUUUUUCUGCACCACUGAUUAAGUAAGAUGUUUCUCAUCAUUUAUGAGAUGAAAUGGUGUUGCAUCGUCACAAGCUUUUCAAAGCUGCACUUUUGUAGUUUUAUGUUACCAAUGGAUCAAAUGAAUAUAAUGUGGAAGGGGUCACAGAGAAAUGUCUGCAAAUUUUCAGGUAAUUUUCUUGUACUUUUGACAGAUUUCUUGCCAGUGUCUGGGUCAUUUUUUCUU